UUCCACUUAAUCAUCUGACUGAAAAAAGUAAUCCCUGGUGUGUUGAAGUGAUGCAAAUUUACUUUUGGGUAAAAGGUUAACCAAAGUAUAUACUUGCAGGUAUUUCCAGUAGGUCAGACUGAGUAAAAGUCAGCCGCAGUCGUGCGCAAAAUUUGGCAACGGUUUUGGAUAAUGUGGCUGUGCUGCGUGUUGGUGCUUGUGGGUGCGGUGGUUGUAAACGCUCAGUUCCCCAGAGAGUGUGUCACUGCUGAGGGAAUCAGGAGCGGACAGUGCUGUCCGUCGCCCAACGGACUUGGUAACGACCCGUGUGGCUUCAGCACGGGACGCGGUCAGUGUGUGUCCAUCUCCGUGGACACGCGCCCGCAUGGGCCUCAGUACCCGCACGAUGGACGGGACGAUCGGGAACGAUGGCCCGUCCGUUACUUCAACCGCACUUGUCAAUGUAAUGGGAACUUCAGCGGUUAUAACUGCGGCCGCUGCAGACACGGAUGGACGGGGCCCAACUGUGACCAGCGAGUUUCUGUUGUAAGGAGAAACGUGAUUCUGCUCAGCGCAGAGGAGAAACGAGCGUUCGUGAACGCGCUGGAUCAGGCCAAGCGCACGGUGCACCCCGACCUGGUGAUCGCAACGCGGCACUUUUCGGACAUCUUUGGACCUGACGGGAACACUAUGCAGUUCGAAAAUAUUACCAUCUACAAUUACUUCGUGUGGUCCCACUAUUACUCCGUAAGCAAAACGUUUCUAGGCCCGGGGCAGUCCAGUUUUGGAGGGGUGGACUUCUCCCACGAGGGCCCCGGAUUCGUCACUUGGCACAGGUAUCACCUGCUUCAGCUGGAGCGAGACAUGCAGGACAUGCUGCAAGACCCCUCCUUUGCCCUGCCCUACUGGAACUUUGCAAUUGGUGGAAACACAUGUGACAUCUGCACAGAUGACCUGAUGGGAGCCAGGAGCAGUUUUGACAUGAAUUCACUGAGUUCCAACUCCAUCUUUGCCCAGUGGAGGGUUGUUUGUGAAGGCGUAGAGGACUACGACACACUGGGGACCAUCUGCAACAGUACAGAGACUUCUCCAAUCAGAAGAAACCCAGCAGGAAAUGUCAACAGGCCCAUGGUUCAGCGUCUCCCAGAGCCUCAGGAUGUGGCUGACUGUCUGCAAGUUAACACUUUUGACACACCACCCUUCUAUUCCACCUCCUCUGAGAGCUUCAGAAACACAAUUGAAGGCUACAGCGCCCCCCAGGGUAAUUAUGACCCCAUUGUGAGGAGCCUCCACAACCUGGCUCAUUUGUUUCUGAAUGGAACCGGAGGGCAGACUCACCUCUCCCCCAAUGACCCCAUCUUUGUCCUGCUCCACACCUUCACUGAUGCUAUAUUUGAUGAAUGGCUGAGGCGAUACGGUCCAGAUGUAGCUGUGUAUCCUGAAGAAAAUGCUCCCAUUGGUCACAACAGGGGCUACAACAUGGUGCCCUUCUGGCCUCCAGUGACUAAUUCUGAGAUGUUUGUGACUGCCCCUGAGAAUCUUGGUUACUCUUAUGAAGCUGAAUGGCCCAGUCAGCCUUUCACUCUGACUGAAAUCAUAACCAUCGCAAUAGUUGCUGCCCUUGUGGUCGUCGCCGUCAUUUUCGCCGCCACUACCUGUGCUGUACGAGCCAGGUCUUACAAGAUGGAAGGCCACCAGCCUCUGCUAGGAGAUCAGUACCAGCGAUACGACGAUGACAAAAGCCAAUCUGUAGUCUGAGACUGCUGCUUGAACAUGAACCCAACCUAUGUGCCUCUCCUACUCACUUUUCCAAUUACAUGGCUAUGCACUUUGUUGGUCUUAACUCUUCUCACUAAAAAAUAAUAAGUCUUUUUUGCUGCAUGCAUGCCCCCAUUUAAAAAAAAAGUCACAAUUUAUACAAAAAUAGUGCAGCUGUAAGCUUCUUUCAUAAAGUAAAUUUCACAUUUACUACUCACCGAGAAAUGUUUGCAAUAAAAGUCAAUAAUUUGCAGGUAAGACUUUGCAAAGAGUACAAACAUCAUCUGAAGUUCAUAGAAAUUGAAAAUGUGUUCAUUAAGGACUGCAUGUAGUUUAUAAUUUGAUAUUCAACUUAAGAGUGAUCAAGUGUAAAGAAUAUAGAAGUGAUUCUGGUUGUUUUCUAACUAUAUGAACCCAUGUAAAGUAAAAGAGAACGUUAUAAAGCCUAUGAAUAUCAUAAUAGUAAUUAUUAUUAUUAUUAUUAUUAAAACAUGCCUUAACAUGUCCGCAACUUCGCUUAUGCAUACGCAAAAAUUCAGUAAAUGUCCCUGACUUCUUAGGCAAAACCGCACUUAUCAGAAAAUACUGUCUUGUAGCUGUAAUGUCCACAAGAGGGCACACUAGUUUAAUUUCUAAAACCAUGUACAGCAUUUGCUUUUUUAAAACGUAUUUAGACAAAUCUGAUGCCUUGAACUUGAAAUGUUUCAAAUGAAUUAUGAAAUAAAAAUGAAAUAAAUGGAGGUCGUGAUUCAAAGAAAACAGAACAAA
Molecule: messenger RNA, 2505 nt
Organism: Melanotaenia boesemani (Boeseman's rainbowfish)
Lineage: Eukaryota; Metazoa; Chordata; Actinopteri; Atheriniformes; Melanotaeniidae
Product: 5,6-dihydroxyindole-2-carboxylic acid oxidase-like
Exons: 7
Coding region: 172-1737 (521 amino acids)
Biological process (GO): melanosome organization; melanocyte differentiation
Cellular component (GO): melanosome
Molecular function (GO): oxidoreductase activity
Source: RefSeq, a predicted model, not a curated record